UGAAAAUAAAACUUGACUUUUCAAGCUAAAAGGGGUCAGAAAGAGAAGGGUAUUAGCAGCCUCAAGAAGGUCCAUUCACCCAUGAUGGAUUCAGCUGGUGCAAGCAGCAGAAUAAACGAUGAGAAGUCAUUGGAAUCGGGAGGCCACCACCACAACCACAAUAAUCACUUCUUUCAUCUGGUUUUAAGGAUUAGCCUGCUAUUCCUAGCGGUUGUUCUAGCAUGUCUGGUUCUUUAUCACUCUGUCUAUUCUUUCCAAUUCUUCCCCAACUCCAUGUACAACCCAUCAGCCUCUUCUCAAGGCUCUGCUCGUGGAAUCAUAUCUUCUCUGGCCAAGGAUGAUCCUGCGUUAGUGGGAGUCUUGAAAGAAGCAGCAAUGACAGACAAAACAGUCAUUAUAACUACAUUAAAUGAAGCCUGGGCCGCGCCAAAUUCAAUAUUUGAACUCUUUCUUAAGAGUUUCCGAAUAGGGAAUCAAACUCAAGGGCUCUUGAAUCAUUUGCUAGUUGUUGCUUUGGACCAAAAGGCAUAUGCUCGUUGCUUAGCAUUGCAUGACCAUUGUUAUACUCUCAAUACUCCAGGCAUCGACUUUUCAAGCGAAGCACAUUUCAUGUCCACUGACUACUUAAAGAUGAUGUGGAGAAGGAUUGAUUUUCUUCGCAUCAUUCUUGAAGUCGGAUACAACUUCAUCUUUACGGAUAAUGAUAUAAUGUGGUUUCGAGAUCCAUUUCCACAUUUUUAUCCGGAUGCUGAUUUCCAGAUUGCAUGCGAUCGCUUUUAUGGCAACUCGUUUGACUUGAACAACUCUCCCAAUGGAGGAUUUACCUACGUAAAAUCAAGUAAGCAGACCAUCGAAUUUUACAAGUUUUGGUAUGGCUCAAGAGAUAAAUAUCCAGGCAAACAUGACCAAGAUGUUCUCAAUAUGAUAAAAUUUGAUCCUUUCAUCAGGAAGAUUGGUCUACAAAUAAGGUUUUUGGACACUGCCUAUUUCGGUGGAUUUUGUCAGCCUAGCAAAGAUUUGAAUCUUGUGUGCACAAUGCAUGCAAAUUGUUGUGUUGGUUUGGACAAUAAGAUUCAUGAUCUUACAAUUCUGCUCGAGGACUGGAGAAAAUAUAUGUCAUCGCCAACAAACAAAAGUGUCACACCACAAUCAUCUUGGUCCCCGCGACGUUGCAGUUAGUAUUCUAUCUUCUGACCUGCUGAUUUUACCAUUACAAACGAACUCAAUAUGGGAUCCUUUAUUUUAGUAUUUUUCUUUCUUAUUUAAAUGUAAAGGUUAAUAUCUUUUUGUUUUAUGUUCAUGGCAUCCAGCCCUGCAUCUUUUCAUUGACCCCAAGAGAAUGUCCGAAUAAGAAAGUAAUUGGACUUUGAGAUAAAU
This is a messenger RNA of Ilex paraguariensis (yerba mate), 1377 nucleotides long. The record is from the annotation of a GenBank genome assembly. NCBI's taxonomy places the organism in Eukaryota, Viridiplantae, Streptophyta, Magnoliopsida, Aquifoliales, Aquifoliaceae.